Messenger RNA from Abrus precatorius (Indian licorice), 813 nucleotides. Its product is annotated as thioredoxin H9. The transcript has 6 exons. The record is from RefSeq and is a predicted model, not a curated record. The coding region runs from base 238 to 657 and encodes 139 amino acids. Lineage: Eukaryota; Viridiplantae; Streptophyta; Magnoliopsida; Fabales; Fabaceae.
AUCCAUUUAUUAGUUUUUAUUUUGUGUUUAAACCAAAACCAAAACCAAAAUCUUUGUUAUUCACGCAAACUGCAUCACCUCCUUCCUUAUCUUCUCCGAUUCUAAGGUGUAGUAGUGUCUGCUGCUUCACAAUCACUCCUUUGUUUCAGCUCAAAUCUGCAAAUUGGAUAUAGAAGAGUUGUUAUUACAAGCUUCCAUUCAUUAAAGUUUACGAUUUUGUGGCUUUCGAACAGUUGUAUGGGGAAUUGCAUAGCUAAGUCUCAAGCUAAGGAUAAUGAUUCCGAUCAUGAUGUGGAGUUUGCUGGUGGGAAUGUGAAACUUAUUACCACCACAGAAUCUUGGGACCAGAAAUUGGAAGAAGCAAGGAGGGAUGACAAAAUUGUCAUUGCAAAUUUCAGUGCAACAUGGUGCGGUCCUUGUAAGAUGAUUGCGCCAUAUUACUGCGAGUUAUCUGAGAAAUACACAUCUAUGAUGUUCUUAUUAGUUGAUGUGGAUGAGCUAACUGACUUCAGCACAUCAUGGGACAUCAAAGCCACACCAACUUUCUUCUUCCUUAAAGAUGGACAACAAAUUGAUAAACUUGUGGGAGCCAACAAGCCAGAGCUGCUGAAGAAAAUUGUUGCAAUUACUGAUUCAGUUCCUGAGUAUAAGCAGUGAGUGUUGUUCAUUCCUGGGGUCAUGAGUGUUCUUACAUGUCUUUUUUCCGUGAGUAUCUUUGUAAUUUUGUCCUUGGAUGUAAAUACAAGACUUUUCACAUUAAUGUCUAUCAUUCAAAGGGGUAUUGCUGUAGUUAAACAAUCCUGUUUUGCUAAU